CUUUCAGUUGGAUCAACUUGUAAACGAGUUUACCGUCGUGUGUUACCCAUCGAUACGUCACGUGAUCACAAUAGCGUAUAAAUCACUGCGUUGUGUUAUUAGAAAUCAGACGUUCGGUGAAGCUACUCGCCAACUGUUCCUAGUUUCUAUGUUCACUGGAGGAUGAAUACCUUGUUUCCGUUCCUCGUUGUUCUGGCGAUGUUGUGGAGCGCAGAGCUCCACACGGUGGAGACAGCUGUCCAGUGUAAAUCUGGAAAGAAACUACGCCAAGACUGCAGGUCUUCCAUGAUGAAAUAUCGAGUAACUGUCAUCAAGGAGCUGUGGUGGUGCCGGCGAGGAAACACCAACUGCGGGUACAGGGCGGCAUUAGAUCUCGAUGGCUUGAGAAGAGACAUUGCUGACAAGAAGUCAUGUUGCAACCGCUUCAGUUGGUUUCAUAACUUUGAAAUAUGUAUUCUGGAAAGCAUUGAAAAUCUUGAGAUCUGUCGAAAUGGUUCGACAACUACCACGACUACAACAUCAACUACCACGACCACACCAACAACAUCAUCUACUACGACUACAACAUCAACUACCACAAUUUCACCAACAACAUCAGCUACCACAACUAGCACAUCAACAACAUCGACUACACCCACAACAUCAGCUACAACAAUUACAACAUCGACUACACCGACAACAUCAGCUACAACAACUGCAACAUCAACUACCACCACUUCACCAACAACAUCAUCUACCACAACUACUACAUCAACUACCACGACUUCACCAACAACAUCAGCUACUACAACUACAACAUCAGCACCAACAUCAGCUACUACGACUACAACAUCAACUACCACGACAACAACAUCAUCUACUACGACUUUAGCAACACUACCAAUGUGUCGGUUGGCUGGAGGAACAUGUCUGUUUCCCACCCCGGAAGCAUGCAGCGCUCUUGCGGGACGGGUGGAUUCCGGAUUGUUCUGUCCCGGCUCUUCUCCUUGCUGUAUACUUUAGGGAACAAAGGUUUUUCGGUGUCUGUGGAGGAGGAAGGGGUCGAUCUGUCAAAAAUAUGUACAAAAAUAAACUCAAUGACUC
Haliotis rubra (blacklip abalone) is the source of this 1083-nucleotide messenger RNA. Its product is annotated as integumentary mucin C.1-like. The transcript has 6 exons. The coding region runs from base 163 to 1002 and encodes 279 amino acids. Lineage: Eukaryota; Metazoa; Mollusca; Gastropoda; Lepetellida; Haliotidae. The record is from RefSeq and is a predicted model, not a curated record.